AUGGGUAGUGCCGUAGAAACCGAGCAAGGCCUCCACGUCCUAAUUGCAGGCGCUGGAAUUGGCGGCCUUUCAGCUGCUAUAGCAUUACGACAGCAAGGACACCGCGUCGAGCUCUUCGAGCGCUCCCGCUUCGCCAACGAGAUCGGAGCCGCAAUCCACCUUACACCCAAUGCGAAUGCCGCGCUUCUAAAGCUCGGAAUUAAUGCGACGACACUCGGUGCUGUGGAGUCUGAAAAGCUCCGUGUCUUCCCUCCAAACGGGCCGGAGAUAUUCUCGUUGGACAUCAAGAAGACUGCUGGUUUCUGGAGGCAUCGCUGGCUUCUCGUCCACCGGGCGCAUCUCCAUGAGGGCCUGAAAAUUGCUGCUCAAGCUCCCGGCCCUGGAGUGCCUGCCAAACUACACACCUCCAACAAGGUAGUAGACAUUGAUCCCCACAGCGCAACUAUCACCCUCGAAAACGGAGAAAAGGUAACUGGCGAUAUUGUUCUCGGCGCAGACGGCGUACACUCGGUCGCAAAGACGAAACUUUCUGGUGGAAAGAAUAUAAAAACCUUCAGCUCAGGAAAGAAUGCCUUCCGGUUCUUGAUUUCUCGGAAGGAUGCACUGGAUGACCCCGAGACAAAAGAACUCGUGAAUGAGCCGGGAACAUGGUACAUGUUUGACAGCCCCGACCUUCGCGUUGUUGUGUAUCCCUGUGCCAACAAUGAUCUGCUGAAUUUCGUGUGCAUCCAUCCGGAGUCCUUGUCCAAGAUCCACGAUGGUUCUGAGUGGGAUCAGGGUGCAAGCAAGGAAUCAUUGCUGGAGGUGUACAAGGAUUUCAGCCCACAGGUCCGCAGAUUGCUAGCGAAAGCUGACCCAACCACGUUGAAGGUGUGGCCGUUGCUUGACACCGAUGACCUGCCUACGUGGGUGGAAGACCGACUUGCGGUCAUGGGCGAUGCUGCACAUCCUUUCCUGCCGUACCGUGCGUCAGGCGGCGCAAUGGCUAUUGAGGACGCGGUCUCAUUGGGCGUUAUGCUUCACAAGGGUGUGUCUGUGGGAAGUAUUUCUGAGCGGCUGAAGCUAUAUGAAAAAGCCCGCCGUACCCGCGCAACGACAAUUCAGCAGUUGACACGAAAGAGCUCCCAUGGGCCUCUCCCACCGUCGGAAGAAAAAUCAAUGACCGAGUAUAUCUACGGCCAUGACGAACACGACCAUAGCACCCAAAUCCUGCGCAAACACCUCUGGGCACAAGAACCGCAAAAGUAUUGGCGCCAGCCCAUCGUCUUCGGGCCCAUGCCCGGCCCGCGUCAAGAUUUUAUAGGCCGUAGCCGUCUGGACCGGUCCCUAAAAUCUACGUUCCAAACAACCUCCAUUCGGUUCAAAACCAGUCGAACACUCCUGCAAAACUUGCUCCCGAAUGACUCGUGGUCCUUCUGCACGCCCAGCACGGUCGCCACUGCUACCUUCUCACAGACCCUGCUCAAUGGUAUGGACUGGCUCGGUGGCGGCGGAUACCGCCAUCUGGGUCUGUACAUUGAGGGCGUGCAGUACACAAAGGCCAACGGUGAGGUCGUAUCAGGGACAUACCUGCCGAUUCUAUUUGAGACUCUAGCGGACCCGAUUGUCAGCGGCCGUGAAGAGCUUGGGAUGCCAAAGCUGUAUUCUGCCCUUGAGGCGAAUGAGCGCGAGGGCUCAUAUUACCUUCAAGCGAGCUGGCAGGGCGCCGUCUGGGGGCGGUUCCAGUGGGAAGGACUCGAGGACCAAGAUCCGGCAACAACCGCCGGGCCAGGCGACAGUGGUGUCAACGGAGGCUUGCUUCUUCACCGCUACAUACCCAAAGUUGGGAGAGACUGCAAGGGUCAGGCGGAGGUUGAGUAUCCGGUGUUUGUCCCGAAUGCAGAUGAGAGCAAGAUGCUGGUCUCAAAGGUAAACCGGGUUCGUACAGCUACAAGGGCUGCAUUUGAGAUUGAUGGCCUUGGGUGGGAGGCUUUGCCAACGUUGCACCACAUCAUCGAGCGAUUGGCCGAGAUUCCAGUCGAUGAGAUUCUGUCGGCGAAAAUUGUCGAGGGAGAGGGGGUGCCGGAUGUGUCGUCUGCGCGCCGGAUAGAGUGA
This is a messenger RNA of Aspergillus nidulans FGSC A4, 2094 nucleotides long. Its product is annotated as putative salicylate hydroxylase. Bases 1 to 2094 code for a protein of 697 amino acids. NCBI's taxonomy places the organism in Eukaryota, Fungi, Ascomycota, Eurotiomycetes, Eurotiales, Aspergillaceae. The transcript is spliced from 5 exons. The record is from RefSeq and is a predicted model, not a curated record. Gene Ontology annotation, molecular function: lyase activity; FAD binding.